UUUAAUCGCAGAUAGGAUUGUUUCCUGAAAAAAAAACUUUCUAUGAAAUUGCAGUUCAUAUAGGUAGGCUAAGAAUGUAUACCUUGUUCUUUACUUAAAAUGUUACUGUGCAAUACAGUAUUGUAAUAAAAAAAAAUACAUACAGUAUAUAGUUUAUACAGUACGGUACUGUAAAUUUCCCUGUUUUGCUAAAUUAUCACCAUUCUUUAAGACGCCUGCGUAGGCAAGGCCAUCUCCGACUUACGAUAUUUUCGACUUACGAUGGGGUCGUCGUAACGCAUCUCCAUCGUAAGUUGGGGACUACCUGUAUAUAUCGUUUUGUAAGCCGGGUGAGAACGUUGGGGACCGGGAUAGAGGCUCAUUUUGCAAGCGUACACCUCGGCUCACCCAAAAUGGGAAAAACGGAUGAAACGCAGCAAAUGACGGAAAUAGCAAUGGGAACAAAAACAACUUGUCGCGAGAAAACGAAAAUCCUGCACGAACAAAGUUUUGCAAAAACGCAUUUGCAAUCGUAAUGGGAAACUAACGUGGUAAUCGUCACUAUGAAAGUUAAUAUCGUAUCGUAAACAAAAAUGACUGUCGCGGCAACUUGCAGGCGGAGCCUCACGGAAUUGCGAGAUUAUUUUUCAGGAGGGUCCUGCCAUGGUAAGACCCAUUGAGCUCAUAAUAGCUCUUCUUUAGAAGCGACCUGGCCCACACAUUAUAGCUCAACAAAAUGGCUUAUGUGUUUCGCAGUAGGGGGGAGCGAUUUUUCCAGUUUGUAAACCCAAACGUGUGAUUUUGCAGCUAUGGAAUGUUUGUUCGAUGUUUGUUGAACUUCUUUCGCACCCUACGUAGGCAACCUUGCUUAUCGGAGGUGCAGGGGAAGGGCAACAAACUUAAACGCAAUACCAGUUACAUUUUUUUGUGUGACCCUCCAUUGCCUUUCACCCCUGGGAAACCUACUGAUAAUAAGUUGAAUAAUAAUAACAUUUACUUACCCAGGAAGGCCUUGCCGAGUCCCAAGACUGUUUGCCAGGAGGACCCUUGCCCUAGGAUGUUUGGCCCGAUUCCUUUAAACGAGUGUUUAGUGUCUUGAGAGAGGAGUCCGGUAACACCCGGAGAAACCCCACCGCGUAUCCGAGGGGACAUUACUUCUCGGCCCGACGCAAACAAAUUGAUGAACCCAUUUGCUGUACUGCAAUGUACUUACCACCUCGUGGCCCAGCAGGUUUGGGAGUGCCGCGAAUCUCUGCUAUCCAAGCGUUUUCUUCACGGUGUGCUGGAUUACUGGCAUAUGCCAGCCGAAGAUAUGCCACCCGGCGAUGUGUCUGUGGUUGCAGAGGCCGGAGCUGUGCGGGAGACGAGCAGGACCAGGCAGGUUGCGUGCGGCUCACAAGCGCGACUGGCUGACGCUGCUCGCAGGGCUGGACUCGCACGGACUGGAGCGUGCACGGCCGGCAGUGACCGAUGCCUCCCAUGAUUGAUCUUCCCCGCCAUCGCGAAACACAAGGCUCGGCAUUGGCCGAAACGUACGGGAGACGCGCCUCGUUCACCGAUGCGCAUCUACGCACGCUGAAGGACCUUCAAGCGGCAGCUGCAAGGAGCAAGGCCGUCAAUGGCUCGAGGAAGUCACGACCUCCGGACCCCGCUGGGCAGUCCAGCGAUGGCGCCCGUGACGCUGAAGAUUCCACGCCGCCAGCCGCCACCGCCGCCGCAAAACCCGGCCAGGAGCCGUCGCUCGCCGCCCUUUCUCGCUCGCCAUCCCCGACGGCGCCCCCGCCUCCCAACGGCCUGCCGCACGAGAACAACUCUCAGGACGAUUCCUCUCAGGACGAUUCCACUCAGGGCAAGGAGGUGGUGGUGGAGAACGGGCAGCCCGCAGAGCCGGAACAGAAUUGCCAUGGCGUGAAGCGGCACAUAAACGGUUCGUGCCCGCAGGCGAUACCGCCGAGCAAAAAGCCACGGUUGGAGGACGUGGAGCUGGACCUGCUGAGGUUGGCCGACAGCCUCGCGUUGGCGGCGGAAGGCGGCGAGGCCGCCGCGGUGAACGGCGGAACGGGCGAGUACCCGCCCAGCCCGGAUGAGAGUGCCAAGCGGGCGCCCAGCCCCAUCGUCACGAACCCCCUGCUCUUCCUGUCGGAAGCAGCCUCGGCCCAGCAGGGAUACUGCAAAGCCACCGCGUGCUCGGAGAGGAAGCCCGAAAACUGCGACUGCAAAGGCCCGGACUGCCCCGAUUUAACGACGGCCGCCGAGAGCGGGAACGACUGCGAGCGGUCUCCCGAGGCUGGCGGCAGCUGCUCCACUCCAGAGCCGAGCGGAGCCGCGCCGGGCCCCUCAGCCCAGGCUUCGCUCGGCAACGGCGGCGUCGGAAACUCCGCGGCGGCGUCUGGCGGCAGCGUGUCGGCGGAGAGGUGCAGCUCUCCCGCCUUGGCGCUCGCCGGCAGCAAAAACAAAAAAGGGCCAAACGCUCACCUCUCCGGUUUCUUUCAGAGCUUCCUCGACUUUGCCCUGCAGCAGCAGAUGAGCCCCGAGCAGGCGACGGCGGUGAAGGCGCUCGCCGAGUUGUCCAACGGCACGGGAGCCCAGUUGGCCGGCGCCGCGACCAAGCAGUCGGCAGGCAAGGGCCGAGCGGGCAAGGCGGCGAAGGCGGCGAAGGCGGCGGCAGCGGCAGCGGCGUCUCCUUCGCAAGCGAGCAACGGCGUUGGCACGUCCAGGCAGACGUUGGCGGAGUUGUGGCCCGGGCCUCUGCAGCAGAAUCAAGAGGCGGCAGCGGCGGAAAAGCACAAGCAGCAUCUGCAGGCCCAGGCUUCUGCACAGUACUCGCAGAAAUCGGCGCAGCACGGUGCGGCUGCGCAAAAUCACCAGCAGCAGCAGUCCCAAGCGCUGGCGCCCAUGCACGGGCAGCCGCCGCAGGGGCAGUCGCUCCUACAACAGAAAAUUCUAAACGAUGCGCACAUCGCACCCCUCCUGGUGCAACCGAAUCACAGCUUGAUGAACCAUCAGCAAGAGCUGCACUCGCAACUUCACAGCCAACAUCUUGCUCAAGAGCAGCAGCUUUCACAGCACCAGCAGCAGGCGCAGCAGAAUCAGCAGACGAGACAUGAGCAGCAUCAGCAGUUCUUGCAGAGCCAUGAGCUGGCACAGCAGUAUUCGCAUCAUCAACACAAUCAACUGCUUCUGCAGCAGCAGCAGUUGCUUCAGGAUGCCCAAUCACAGCAGUGCAAGUGGCAGCAGAGCGCCCACAGCCAGGCCUCCGACGGAGCCGCCGCUGUUGCCAAAGAAGACGACGCCCCCGUGCCCCGUAAUGACCUGCACCAGCCGGCGGUCGCUUCCUAUCACGGGCAGCCGCUGUCGAUGGGAGCGGAGGGAGACUCGGAGCAGAGCGGCCGCCCCUUCUCAGAGCUGUCCGAAGAGGUGCUGCGAGGCGAUGCCUCGAAACAAAGGUGCUCGGAGCAAGCGACCACCAGCAACCAGAGCAGCGCCCGCUCCGUCAUUAUGAAUCACGUGGCGUCCGUGUGCUUCGACGCCGACAAAGGUAAAAGCCAUCGUACGUUUAUGGGACUCGACGCCGAACGAUCAGGGACUCUCCAAGGUGCUAUUACAACCCGACGCAGCUCGAGCGACCCAGCGGAGGAGCACGGCAUCCUGCAGUCGCAUCUGCAGCCUCAGGGGGGACAGCACGUGAUGCACGCCCGCCCGCAGCACGGUGAGCGCGACGCGAAGAACUCGGCGGCGGCGCAGGCGGCGAGCGAGCGCUACGGGCAGCACGGGCAGCACUGCGAAGGUUCGCAGGAUCCCCGGGGCAGCCUGUCCCUGCUUGCGCACGCUUCCGACACACAGGCCGCCAGGCAAUACUAUGGCAGCAAGAAGCAGAUGCAUUUCCAACAGCCAAUGCCGCAGCAGAUGCAGCCGUACAAACACUCGGAGGUGGAACAGAAGGCGCUGGAGAGGCUUCUGCAGCAGCACAUGCAGGGCGGGGAGGAAGGGCUGUUCCAGAAAGUGCUCGGGAGCGAGCAGCAUCGUCUGCAACAGAUGCAGUCGAAGGAGCACCCCGCGCAGGGACACAGGGACAAGGCAGCACUCAAGGGGCAACAUAGUUCAAGUUACAAAAGCGGCCUGUCUCGCAGCAACAGCAUUGGUUUUCAGCAAACAUCUGGGCCGGGAGAGCAGCAGGAUAAACGGGGCUCGUCCAUGAAAACAUCCCAGCCGGACAACGGAGUGAUUUGCUUCUCCAGUCGAGGUGCGAGUGGCCACGACUUGGGGCACAGAGUUAUUCGCAGUGGUUCGCCGAUGUCGAGCCGAAAAGAGCAGCAGUCCUCCAUGCACGAACCGAACAACGACGACCUGAAGGAGAUCAUCCGGCAGCUCGAGAUAAAGAUCGCCGAGGACCCCGAGUCGUCGGACCAUUUGUCGCAGCGGCAGCAGCACCAGCAGCAGCAACGGAUGGACGUCUCCCACCCACAGUCGUCUCGCCCAGGCUCUGUUCGCGCAUCCGCCGAUCUCCCGGCUAACCAGACGCCAAUGCCGCACAACAUGCGUUUGAAAACCGAACCCACGCCAGCCGAAAUGUGCCACCGAGCGAGCAACGAUUUGGGGACGCACAGUUCGACGCGCGCUUCCUUUUCGUCCCCGUCGUCAUCUUCGCUGCCGCCGUCGUCGUCCGUGCCGUCAUCCUCGACCGUGAAAGCCCACCUGGCGGCCUACCUGCAGAGGCAGAGCCUCCAGGUGAAGGUGGAGAGCACGGGGCCCAUCACGGUGCUGUCCACCCUGGCCGCGUCCGUGGGGAUGGACGGGGAGGAGGACAAGGGGGCCACGCUGUCGGGAAACUCGACUCCGGCCAAGCAGCCGCCAUCCAUCCUCAGCAGCUUCUUGGAGUCCCCGCUCAAGUACCUGGACACGCCGACCAAAAAUAUCCUGGACACGCCCACCAAGAAGGGCCAGGUGGACUUUCCUCCGUGCAGCUGCGUGGAUCAAAUCGUCGAGAAGGACGAAGGGCCCUACUACACGCACCUGGGAGCCGGCCCAACGGUGGCAGCCGUACGCCACCUCAUGGAGACUAGGUUCGGUGAGAAGGGCAAAGCCGUGCGGAUAGAGAAGGUGGUGUACACUGGGAAGGAAGGCAAAAGCUCCCAGGGCUGCCCCAUCGCCAAGUGGGUCCUGCGGCGUGCCAGCGAGGAGGAGAAGCUGCUGUGCAUCGUGCGCGAGCGCGCCGGGCACCGGUGCGAGAACGCCGUCAUCGUCAUGGCCAUCAUGGCGUGGGAGGGCGUGAACCGGGGGCUCGCCGACCUCCUCUACAACGAGCUCACCUCGACGCUCAACAACUACGGCGUGCCCACCUGCCGGCGGUGCAGCCUCAACGAAGACCGAACCUGCGCCUGCCAGGGCCUGGACACCGAGACUUGCGGAGCCUCCUUCUCGUUCGGCUGCUCCUGGAGCAUGUACUACAAUGGCUGCAAGUUUGCGCGCAGCAAGUACCCGCGCAAGUUCAAGCUUAACGGAGAUGACAGUUCCAAGGAGGAGGAGAAGCUGGAGUCUUACCUGCAGGAGCUGGCAACCCGUGUGGGACCGGUGUACAAGCAGCUGGCCCCAGACGCUUACACUAACCAGGUGGAGCACGAGGUAUCCGCCCCCGACUGCCGCCUCGGCUUGCAGGAUGGGCGGCCCUUCUCGGGCGUCACGGCCUGCGUCGACUUCUGCGCCCACGCUCACCGCGACCAGCACAACAUGCCCAACGGCAGCACCGUGGUCUGCACGCUGACCAAAGAGGACAACCGGGUGAUCGGCGUGGUGCCGGAGGACGAGCAGCUGCACGUGCUGCCGCUCUACAAGCUGGCGGAGCUGGACGAGCACGGCGACCCCCACAGCCUGGACGAGCGCAUUCGCACUGGAGCCAUACAGGUGCUGAGAUCGUUCCCGCGCGAGGUCCGCAUGCUCGCCGAGCCCGUCAAGUCCGGUCGCAGAAAGAAAGCGGAGGCGAAGCGAGCCGCCGCAGAGAAGCAGCAAGCGGCGGCCGCAGCUGCGGCGGCCGCAGCAGCGGCGGCCGCGGCGGCGACGACGGCGACGACGGCAUCGCCGGUCCAGCCGCACGGCCUUCCCGGUGCGGCGGGGGGAGACGCGAGGGCGGAAAGGUCGCAGGCCACGCCGGGAAGAGGCUCCAAGCAUGGCGGCGGCAUGGCCGACGCGCAGUCCUUCACGUCGCCGCAGCACCACUCCCAGAUCCAGCAGCAGCUGCAGUUGGCCGCCCUCUCUGGCAACGGUCCUCAGCAGCUGGCGGCGGUGACGCCUCCCCUGUACCACGCGGCGGUGGACCCCUUGGGGCAGUACGCCGCGCUGCGCUAUGGCGCGCACACGCCGGUGCCCAGCCCGCACUCGGCGCUGGCCUCUCCGCACUACCAAGGCACGCCGGCCACACCGCCCUACCCGCACGCGGGGCUCUACCCGUCGCCGCAGCCGGACCCGGCCCUGCCUCCGUACCACCCCUCGUACCACCACGCCCACCACCAAGCGCAGCUCAUGGGGGCGCGGCCCACCCUGCCGCCCAUCCACACGCUCAUGCACCAGCACUACCCCUAUCCCGCGGCAGCGUCCGCGCCGUCCCCGGGCUACCACGGGUACCAGGGCGCCGCUUUCUACGGCGCCGCCCCGUUCGCCGUCUCGCCCCACUACGCCGAGGAUCCGACCAGGGCGGCGAUGGGCGGCUACGACCUGGGCGACGAGAGGGCGCAGGCCUACCUGGCGGCCGCGGCAGCCGCGGCGUACCACCCGUCGGUGUCCCCGUGGGCUGGGCAGCUGGCGUCGUCUCCGCAUUCCCACCACUCGCACCACCCGCACCACGCGCCCGGCGGCGGCUACCACCUGCAGCAGCCGCAGGGCGCGACGACGGAGCUGCCGCCGCCGCCGCCGCCCCCCCACGUGGCGUCCUCGCCGCUCAAGGUCGGCAGGGACGAGGCCGCACCGACGAAGAGGGUCAACGGGGUCAUCAAGGGAUUGGGCGUCGCCGAGGGCUGCCACCAGAAAAUGGGCGACGGCGCGCACGCAGCGCAGGGUGCCGCCUCCCAGAUGGGCGCCGCUCACCAGGACGACCAGGAGGAGGUGUGGUCGGACAGCGAGCAUAAUUUUUUGGAUCGGGAAAUUGGCGGCGUGGCCAUCGCUCCCGCGCACGGCUCGGUGCUCAUCGAGUGCGCCAAACGCGAGCUGCACGCCACAACGCCGCUCAGGAAGCCGAACCGCCGCCACCCGACACGCAUCUCCCUGGUCUUUUACCAGCACAAGAGCCUCAAUGUGCCGCGGCACGGCCUUGCACUAUGGGAGGCCAAGAUGGCCGACAAAAAAGCCAAACGCGAAGCGGCGGAGAUGGCCGAGCUGGAGUCGGCCAACCACCUGGCGGCCGAGGGCGGCGGCGGCGCCGGCGACGUGCCGGCGGCACCGUCCGCCGAGACCCCCGUCAGCCGGGCGCCCUCCCCAUCCUCGUUGUCGUCGGCGGCGGCGGCGAAGAGGGCCAAGGUGGCCGAGGUGAAGGAAAACGUAAUGGACUUCCUGGACUUGCCGCCGAUCUCGUACGCGAUCAAGGAGGGGAUCCCCACGCUGCGCGCGCUCUCGCACGCCACCUGCUCCGUCACGACGGCGCACUCCAAGCCCUGCACGCACCUCUCCGGGAACUACUCUCACUUCGUGUGAGCGGUGUGUGGGGGGCACCGCGGGGGGCACCCCCUGGCGGCACGCGUCCGCUCGAGUUUCACCGAUGUCCGCGCCGGCUCGUCAGAUUCGUCGCCGUUUUUUUUAUCUAAGAGGAUAAACAAAAAUACACACGUGCACAAACACACACAAAAAAACAUUCUCUCAAGUUUCUCACAGGUUUGCUGUACAAGUAUUGAAUUACUGGUUGUAAAACUGAAUCUCUUGCAAAACGUAAAAUGGCAGCUUUAGCCUGGAGUCGACAUCGACUUCGGAACGGCAGCUAACAACGAAACUCAUUGGCACGCGUCGUGCAAAACAAAACAAAAUUUGUUUAAAAUGUAAAAAAAACUUAAAAUGUGUUUUAUUUCUGAGGGAUGGUGUCACCGCGUCACGGGUGCUUUGUGCGUUUUUUUAAUGUAUUUUUUACAUUCGGUUUCUUUUACAUCGAGGAGACGCCUUCUCACUUUGGGCUUUCGCCACAAUGCAGGGGUGGAGUGGGGUGGAGAAAAUGUUUCGGAAUUACGGGAGAAAAAUAGUGAAAUCCUUGCAGGCGAAGGCGGCCUGGGAAGAGCCAUCCGCAGCCUCAAGUCUCGCGACUCCAUCUGGGUCAUUUAGCGUCCCUCACGCAGGCUUCCUGAAAGAUAUGCAACGAUUCCGUCGCGGCAGAUUACAAACCCGGCGUGAAAUAAUCGCACCAGCUGAUUAACAACCUCCACCAAAAACUCACUGGGAAACGUGUAUAAUUGCAAACUUACUACUGUACGGUCCCAAUUACAAAACAACAAUACCUUUUAAACAUACACCAGCAAUUAAACGCAGACAGAUGCUGUGGGGAAUGCGAAUGAGGCCACGGGUGUUGUUGGUGAUGGUGGUGGUGGCUGCGCCUACAAAGCUGCCGUUGCGAGCGGUGGCGUCGCUGCUGGUGGAUGGAUUUAGGAGCUGGUUGCUGGGUGAUGAGAGAAAGAGAGAGUGGGGCUCUUCCUGGUCAUGCCUGCCAGGUACAAGAUUUGGCUUCUAGCAAAGUAUCUCCCCCUCUCCUGUAAGCAGACGAUCUAUUUCGACCGCCCGUUUUGAAUCGCAAAGUUACGCUGUUGCCAGUGAACGAAACGGAACAAAUUCUACAACUGCAACCAAUAUUAAGGCCUGCUUUAAACGUGAAAUGUCUUAAAAACACACAUCGGAGUUGACAUUUUAAACCCGGUUCCACGCAGCGGUGCUUAACGGGGCCGAGGGUUACGGCGUGGACGGGGUGCUACGUUUGCCGGUGCUCGUGCGGAGUCGGGAAUGCCGCGUUUUCGUGGUUCUAUGCAAGCGAGGCGUUGGGUGUAGCCGUGUUGGGGGGGGGGGGAAGGCGGUGGGGGGGGCCGUGCGCUCCCAUCGAUUGCUGCCAACCCCCCCAUGCCCCUGGUGCUGCCUCGUGCCUCCGAGGUUCAGGCUCCCGCUUACCCCCCCACCUCUGUCACCCGCGGGUGUUACUUCACCUCUCCGUCGUCACCGUCGGCAUCAUCAUCAUCGGCCGAGAUUGCCAAGCGUCUGUUUUCAUGAUUUUUUUUAUUUACUGUAGGCGACGGCGAUUGACGUCUACCGGUCAACGGUCAUCGCAAAGUGUGACGCGACAAAACUGGUGCUGAUCGGUCACUUUUGAAGUUGGUUUACAUCAAUCCGGUGCAUUUUUAUUGGGUGUGCGGUUUGCGUGCGUGUUUUACCUUUAGCCUAGAAGACUCCUUUUUUGUCGUCGGUGAGGUGGAGUUUUUUUUACACAUGUAAAAUUGCGUGUAAUAAUGGUAUUGUGAUUUUUUUUUGUAACUAUGUUUUGUCGAGGGAUUUUACGAUUUUGAAGCAAAACAGGCACGUACACGUUGCUAAUUUAGGGUGUUGUGCGUGCAUGUGUGCGUUACAAGCAAAGCGUGUAUUGGGAUUUUCUAAGAUUUCUCGAGUUUGCUGGAUGCUAUUGGUGCUCAACAUCACAGGGACUUUGACUUGAGGAGUUACGCGACACUGUCUAGAAGAACUGCGUUCAUUACAAAGCGAUUUUAAUUUACGUUCAGUUGGUGGGGGGGGGGCGGGGUGCGUGAGAGUGGCGGCACUGGUGGUCAGCGUGGGGGGGUGCCCCCCCCCAAGCCCCCUUUCCUUCCCCGCCGGGGGGGGUAAGAGGCAGUGCCGAUUGAGCUCCUGCCUUCUGUCGUGUGUCGUUUGUGUUUUUUUACGAUUUUUUUUUUACAGGGUAGUGAUGCAUUUGUUAGACAAGUUGUCUUUAUAAUAAUAAGAAUGACGAUUAUUCUUUAACCGGUUACCAUUGUAAAUUUACAAUUUUCUGUUAAAGAAAGCACUUUCUCCACUUGAUUUUAAGUAACAACUUGAAAACGCUAAGCGAAUUUUUUUUUUGCGGGAGUGCGAUUUGGCACGUCUCGUCAUCUGUGUCGGGCGCUACUUCCGUUGCCGCUCAAAAGCAACCUCCCUCCCUCUCUUCCCCCCACUGCAGGAUCUGCAGACUACUGUAUAGAAAGAUGUAAUUGUUCAACUUACUCUCUGGCUCUCUCCACACCUGAGUUGAACACACAUACUGUAUUCGUUAUCGAGAAUGAACGAAUGUUUAAUUCUAAAUACGUGAUAAAAAUAGACAUUUACGAAAAAUGUGCAUCAUGCUAUCGUCGGAAACGACGAGGGGUGGUGAGUUAAGCAACUCUGUGAAUCUUUUGGAAGGGGUCCCUCUUUUUUAAAACUGAAGCAUUUAUCCAUCGCGAUGAAUAGUUGCUGGUUUCCUUGAGGCAGGAACUCCCCCCCCCUCCCCGCUAUCUCGAGAAUCUGCAGGUGAAACAGGAAAGGAGAGCCUCGGUGAGGUUCAAGCGUUUAUGCAACUUUUCAUUGGGCAAAAAAAAAGGCUCUCGCAAAAUCGGCUCUGGCCCUCCUGACAUUUUGCUUUUAACACGGGAAAAAAAACUGUACAAAAAAUACUUCAAAAAAAUUCCUAAUUGAAAAAAGUUGAAGUCAUUUUCAGAUAACUUUUGAGUGUCCUGACAAACAUGGUGCUAACUUCCUGCAGUUAUUAAAGAAUAACAUAAAAGCAAACACUUUUUUUUGUAUAACAGAUUUCGACUCGUGGAGCCGAUCGCAGUGUGCUAAAACGACGUGCAGGGAGAGACUGCGAGCGGCGAAUGAAAUACCUCAACUCUCAAGUCUAUAGCGCGAGGUGUGGCUGUGCUUUUUCAGGAGAGAUCGGCAUGUGAUUGUUGGAAUACAGCAGUUGCCCAGGAACACUUGAGGUCAGGUUGUCGUCGGCGUCCAUCGUUUGUGGCUCUGGUUAGGGCCCCCCCCCCCCUGGUCCUCUGGUGAGGUCUGGUGCUGCCUAGUGAGAUCUGUGGGCGUGGUGAGGUCUCCUGGUUCUGGUGUGCGAGAUCUCUUUGGGUCUCAGAUGAGGCCUGGUGUGGUUUGUGUCUGGUCAGCUUUGCCUCUUAUUGGGUCUGCUUUUGUCGGUCUCUGGCUGUGCCUGUGUGGGUAUCUGGCGAGGCCUGUGGGUGUGUGGCCCGAGGCCUGUGGGUGUGUGGCCCGAGGCCUGUGGGUGUGUGGCCCGAGGCCUGUCAUGCAGCCGUUCAUUGGCUAUAAUCGUGAAGAUUCGGAGCAGAACUCGAACCAUCCCUCGUAAACUUGAUACAGCUUCAGAGUUUGAAACAGGACAAGGAUCAUGUGUAGGCAUGAACUUCAAGUUUGUUACGGUCAAGGGGUUGCCUGCCUUUCUUGUUUUGUGACUUGAACUCAUUUUCUUUCGAAGAAAAACACAAGGAAGAUCAGGGAUAAGCUUUUAGUCUUUUUCUGCCUGUAUUUUCGCUUGUAUGUAUUUUAUUUCUUUCUAAAUCGGAAGUGUCGAUAUCCUUCAGGGGUUGGAGCGGUUGGUGUUUUUAUCUUCAUUUUGUAAGUGUAUUUUUGUUGUGUGUAUUGCCGUGUAAAUUGUUGUAUUUAGCCCAAGGCCUUUGUCAUUGUGUUUUUUUCUUCAACCAGGCAGCCUGUUGUUGGAUGAAAUAUAAUUACCUUACUGCCUGCCAAUAAAAUAAAAAAAAUACAGAAUUUAGUAAUUUUUUUUCUAUUUUUUUUGCCAAACUAUUAGAAUGGAUUUGGUGGCUGUUUUUUGUUUAACGAUGUCCCCUCCCGUGUAGCUGACGAGUGGCCCUCGCAGUGCAAUGCUCGCCCAUUGCGUGCGUAACUAUUUCAGUUUGGUUUGAAAAUAACCAUUACAAUAUUAAGGAACAGGAUGAGUUGUUGGUAAAAUGCUGGGGAGAGAUGGGGGUGGUAGUCCCGGUAAAACCAUGCCAACGUCGUCGUGUGGUUGGCCCAACGCUGGCCCCCCGACUCUGCUCCCGACGACGUUCCACGUUUAGGGGCGGAUCGUGGUUGCCACCUCGGACGUGAAAAAGAUUACGCGCCGGGGGGGCGGGGUGCAGAUGGUGCCAGUUGUGGAGUGAAACGCGUGCCCUGGAGGUAGUCUCGGGGGAUGGGAGUGCAAAGCGCGUAGGACACGACUACAACCCCCCAAUCGGAGCUCCAAAUCCCUGUUACAUCACUCUCCUUUAUUUGUUUUGUACUUAGUGUUCAUUUAUCGUCAUUAUUUCAUAGCGUAUUUUUUUUAUUAUUCUAAUAAUUAUUAAAUGGGUUUGACUGAGGAUUAUACGUAAUAUAUGAAAUUGUAUUGUAAUGAAUUGAGAAGGUAAUUGAUUGGAAUUAAUUAAGAGAACUGUAAUCAUUCCUAAUAUGCUGAGUUAUUGUGGGUGUCUGUAUUUUUUUAUUUAUUUCAUGCACUCAAGAUAUGGUUCGCUGUAGAAAUGUGUACACCCCCCCCCCCGCCCCCUCCUGUAAUAUUUCUUGAAAGGUCGACUUUUUGCAGCAGCGCAGAAUUUCCAAAUCUUGAAAGCAUUUAAACUGGAUGUUCCCCAUCUCAUCCCUGCUCUUCUGAGUACUCGGCAGUACUUUUUAGUCCACUAUGUUAACUGCGUUCCUGCACAUUGUUGUUCCCUUCACGUGCGUGGGAUGCUGGCUGUUGCAGUGAUGGGUAUACUUUUUAUUUUCCUCCUCCAUAUCCUAAUAUUAAAAACGUUGAGCUGCUCUUCA
This is a messenger RNA of Petromyzon marinus (sea lamprey), 12759 nucleotides long. RefSeq lists its product as uncharacterized. Gene Ontology annotation, cellular component: nucleus. The record is from RefSeq and is a predicted model, not a curated record. Gene Ontology annotation, biological process: positive regulation of transcription by RNA polymerase II; chromosomal 5-methylcytosine DNA demethylation, oxidation pathway. Lineage: Eukaryota; Metazoa; Chordata; Hyperoartia; Petromyzontiformes; Petromyzontidae. Gene Ontology annotation, molecular function: DNA 5-methylcytosine dioxygenase activity.